Molecule: messenger RNA, 670 nt
Organism: Pseudonaja textilis
Lineage: Eukaryota; Metazoa; Chordata; Lepidosauria; Squamata; Elapidae
Source: RefSeq, a predicted model, not a curated record
GAGGCAAGUUUCCUCUGGCUCCACUGGUUUCCCAGGUAUUUUACAAAGAGUUCACAUUUUAUAAAUGGAAGAAGCCACAUUUUAUACUUUCUUUUUCCAUUAACAGUUGAACGCAGCUGUAAGACGAUUUCUGUAUCCCAUGGAUAUUUUGAAUUGCAGCAACAGAGUUUUCAGAUCAAUGCUAAAGCAAAAUAUAAUUGUCAUAAUGGCUAUUCAACAUCAAAAGGAGAGACUCAGGCAGAGACACAGUGCCUUACAGAGGGCUGGAGCCCAGAGCCAGAAUGUAUCAAGACAUGCUUAAAACCACCUGGAGGUGAUUUUAUCUUCAACACAACUAAGUCUGUUUUCUUUCCUGGAGACAAACUUCACUAUGAAUGUAAAGAGGGGUUUCAAAUCACAAACAAUACCAUCGAUGACACCGUAACGUGCACCGAGAAAGGAUGGGAACUUACUCCUAGCUGUGUGUCCAUAGUAUGUAAGACUCCAGUUUUGGAAAAUGGCACAAUUAAUCCAAGAGAGGACAUAUUUCAGCAUAAUAUGGUAGUACGUUUUAACUGCAACAAAGGAUUCACAAGAGUUGGCUCUGAAUCUGCACAAUGUUAUCACUUUGGAUGGUCUCCACAGCCUCCAAUAUGUAAAGGUAAAAAUAGGCAAUUUAAGAAUUAUUACU